AAACAAAACGCUGCCUGCAGAAACUAAAAUCUACUAGUACUAAAUUAUGCGUACGUGUCCUUAACUUCCCAUCCAUUCAGGGUCGUCAACUUUAUACAGCUGAGAACCCAUGUCCUAAUUUUGUUAAUAGCUCAUUGCCCCUGCCGCCUCCAUUUCUGCACACGCCACCAUGCUCUCCAUUUCCCCUAUACAGCCCACCUCCUCUCAAUCCACAGCCCAUUCCCCCCUCCUCCGCCAGCUUCCCCUCUCCCGUUCCCACCAUUUGCAUCACCGCCACAGCAGAUUUUGUUUCCAUUUACUCCAGCUCUCCCGCCGCCGCCACCCCUCGGCCCUUCUCAUCCGUGCCCUCGACGCAGCUCAACCUUACGAUUACGAAACCCGACUCUCCCGCCGCUUCUCUCAGUCCACGGCGCUCAAGAUUGCCAUCAUUGGGUUCGGUAAUUUCGGCCAGUUCCUUGCCAAAGCUUUCAUCCGGCAAGGCCACACCGUACUGGCCAAUUCCCGUUCCGACCACUCCUCCGUCGCCCAGUCUCUCGGGGCAUCAUUUUACGCCGACCCGCAUGACCUCUGCGAACAACACCCUGACGUGAUCUUGCUCUCCACUGCCGUCAUCCACACCGAACAAGUUCUCAAAGCCCUCCCAAUUCAAAGACUCAGACGCAAUACCCUGUUCGUCGACGUUUUAUCGGUCAAAGAGUUCCCCAAAAAUAUCUUCCUCCAGUACCUCCCUAGUCAUUUCGAUAUCCUCUGUACUCAUCCCAUGUUUGGGCCAGAGAGCGGAAAGGAUGGUUGGACGGGCCUCACAUUUGUGUUUGAUAAAGUUAGGAUAGGGCCCCAGAAGUCUAGGGAGGCAAGGGUUGAGGAUUUCUUGCAGAUUUUUGAGAAGGAAGGGUGUAGGAUGGUGGAAAUGAGCUGCGCCGAGCACGAUAAAUAUGCGGCUGGAUCGCAGUUCAUUACACAUACAGUGGGAAGAGUUUUGGAGAAGUUGAGUUUGGAGACUACCCCUAUUAAUACUAAAGGGUAUGAGAGAUUGUUGGAUUUGGUGGAGAAUACGGCUAAGGAUAGCUUUGAUUUGUACUAUGGGUUGUUUAUGUACAAUAAGAAUUCCAUGGAGCAGCUGGAGAGGUUAGAUUUGGCAUUUGAGAGUCUGAAGAAGGAGUUGUUUGGGCAUUUGCAUGAGGUUUUGAGGAAACAGUUGUUUGGGAAGGUGGAAGAAGGCGUGCAGGGGCCUGUGUUGUCGAAGCUGCCUAACAAUGUGGCUGCGUUUCCACCUCCUAAAACGAAUACUGUUGAAAUUAAUAACAACUAGGAGGAAUUCUUUGCGGAUCCUGCCUUGUGUGUUUUCGAUGCAAUGGAUGCAGUGGUCAUCAUUACAUUCCAGUGGUGUGUGAUGCCCUUGUAUGCUACCUUCAACUAAUCUUCCCACAUAGUAGGCAUACAGAUUUUGCCCCAUUUGUUGCACCUUCCACGUUCUGGGGGCUACAUUCAUGUUGGAGUUGUAGCGAUGUUAGCUCCAUUUGAUUUUGUAUCUUAUUCGCCAAUGGGAGUGGUUGUAGACUGUAUGGAAAUGAGAGUUGCUCAUCAUAGAGAGUAUUUGAAUAGAGUGCUUAUUACUAGGUCCUGUAUCGUCGGAUUUUUAGAAUUAUGCUUUCUUCAACUGAAUAUGUAAUUUUUCCAGGGCUUGUGGUUGGUGACUUGGUGCUAAGUAUAUGAGCUGUAUUGGUGCUCUUUUCAGUUGGGGAUUUGUCUUUAAAAAAUUGUCUGCCGUGCUAGUAUGGUGUUCUUUUCGACCCUCACUCGCAUGUCAUGUAGUUAUCUAUUAAAGCUGGUUUUGCUGUCCCAGGCAAUGGACAUAAAGAUUGUUGUAUUUUUGCUCGUCUAUGUAGUAGUAUGUAAUCGUGGUGUGGUAGCCUUGUGAUAUAAAUCCCACAUUUGAAAGUUUGUGGAAGAUGAAAAGGCAUGUAUUGCAUCAUUUGUGAUUUUGCUGAUGAAUCAUUCUGAGAACCAGCAAUAUUGGGUGGUCUGAUUAUUUUCGACUAUUUUGAAAUUGUGAUUUAGAUUUGUGAUUGGUGUGAAAGUCAAUAACUACCAUGUGAUGAAAGACAUUUGUCUGACAAAUUGGAAUUGAUUAAAAGAGGCAAAUCGUAGAUGCACUUUUUUUUUUCCUUCCUUUCCUCCACAUAUGUCUGCCUGCUAGUGACCUUGGUAACAAAUGGUAGAAGUUUCUUUGGGUUGCUAGAGGAUUGAUUAAAUUUGCUGAAUCCAUGGACUUGUUUGCGUACAGCUUUGGGCAGUAUCCUUUGAAUAUACCUCAAAUUACGGUAUGCUUUUUUGUUCAUCUAGUCUCCACUUGUGAAGUAACAGAGCCAAGGAGGUUUCUUCUUGGUGCUCCUGUUAACUGGUGUCAAGGUAGAACAUCAAAAAGAAGCUUCAAGGAGCCAUUCGGCUUAAAACUUUUCCAGGAUCGUGAACUUGCAAACAUCUGCGGGGUUCCUUGUGACAUUAUGCAAGAAAAAUGAGAACUGUUCUGUCAAAUAAUCUCAUGGGUCCUCUACGUGUAUGCUCGGGUGUGUUUUUGAUUGAGUUUCUGGGAAUCUUGAAGAUAGCAAAUGCAAAGUCCCGAAGCCUGCCUGCAUUCAUCCUUAAAUGGAAUCUUGGAAAUCUAUUUUCAUGCAACAGUUUUUGGAGGAGGAGAUUUGCGCUUGCCAUGUGCUUGUGUACGCCUGCAUAAGUUUAGCAUCCAUCUGCCCGCGCAACGACAGAAGCCUAUCAUGCUUCGCGUCUUUCUCAUGGGUAUAGAUCAGUCAUCACAUCACGAUUGCAUUCCGACAUGAUGCCCUUGUUGUAUGCUACCUUCAACUAUUCUCCCCACAAUCCUGGAGACAUACAGAUUUUCCUCCUCCACCUGCAGCACCCUCCAUGUUCAGUCAUGCUAUGUCCGCUUGAUCUUAGAGAACGUCUUUGCAAGAAAAUUUUGUUUCUUAUUCGGCAAUGGGAGUUUCCGCAGAAUGUAUCAAAAUGCGAGGCACAUAUACUAGAGACUAUAAAUAUAGAGUGCUUAUUUCUACGUUCUC
This is a messenger RNA of Coffea arabica (coffee), 3074 nucleotides long. The record is from RefSeq and is a predicted model, not a curated record. Lineage: Eukaryota; Viridiplantae; Streptophyta; Magnoliopsida; Gentianales; Rubiaceae.